AUGCUACGCGGCAAAUCCCGGCUCAAUGUGGAGUUGCUGGGCUACUCGCCCGGCUUGCUCCUGGAGCACAGGCCGCUGCUGGCAGGGCGCGCGCCGCGGAGCCCUGUGUCGGGUGAGCCUACCCUGUCGCUGAGCGCUUGCUGCCGGCACGGCAACGCCAUGGAGCGACUCGAUAAAUUGGCGCUGAACGCUCUGCAGCCGCCUGAGCUCAGAAAUGAAAGUUCGUUAGCAUCUACCCUGAAGACGCUCCUGUUCUUCACAGCUUUAAUGAUCACUGUACCUAUUGGAUUAUAUUUCACAACCAAAUCUUAUAUAUUUGAAGGUGCCCUUGGGAUGUCCAAUAGGGACAGCUAUUUUUACGCUGCUAUCGUUGCAGUGGUCGCAGUGCAUGUGGUGCUGGCCCUCUUUGUGUAUGUGGCCUGGAAUGAGGGCUCACGACAGUGGCGUGAAGGCAAACAGGAUUAAAGUGAACAUCACCUUUUGAUAACAUUAAGUUGAUUUUUUUAAAUGUUAAAUGCUUCUGGGGCACUUAUGAUUUGAAUAAAGUUGAAAGAAUAUGUUAAAAUAAGUCUUAAGGAGUCAAGUUUGACUAGUAUAAAUUUUGAUCCUUUUAAUACAAUGGUUUGUAUAACAGCUUCAGUUGUGUGAGCCUUUCAUUUGCAAAUGAGAAUUUGGAAAUGUUAAAUUAGUUACAAAUGAACAUGUUAUAUUAAUUACACAUUAUUGUGGGAAGAAUUUGAUUACAACAAAAAAUGUUUUAUAGUAUUAUGACUUACAGUUACUUUUGAGUUUUACUCCUCUGGAUAUAUUAAGAUGUACACAGUGAAGCAAGUCUUACCUUCAUUUUACACUGGAACACUGUCCCUAACUAUCGUGAAAAUACCGGGUCAUUGGAUUCGGGGUUUUAACUUCCUAUGGAAAUUUGCUUAAAUUGUCUACACUGGAAUUAAUCUGAAUGUCACUGAGGAAUUUUGCAUAAGUAUAAUCCCUAGUCAAUAGGAAUCUUUCGUUACAUUAUUUUAUGGGAAAACUAGGCUAAAUUAUACACAUUUAUAUAAAAGGACUUUGGUUUACUGAAGAAUCUAGAAAGCAAAGCAAAGAGCUAGCUGCUCAGACACUCAAGCCCAUUUCGUUCCCAAAGUCGCCUUGCAUGCCAGCUUUGUGCUUUUCAGGCAAGCUUUUAAUGAUGUGCUUUGCUUCCUCAUUCAACAUUGAGUUUAGGCUUUGAUUACAAGGUUUUUGGAAACUCCAUUUAAAAUUGUUCUUCUUACUUUUUUUUCUAUUGUAGUGUAUAUGAUAGGAAUUUACAUUUAAAUGUUCGUUUUUGCAUAUGUUGGGAGUGUAAGCAAUCCUGAAAUCAUUUUUAUCACCCAAGAAGUAUUCUCCUUGGGAUUUCUAGUUUAGUUGUCUUUUUAAGGUCCUUUAUGAUGGGAAAAGGAAAAAAAAACAACUUGUGAUUUUCUUUUGGUAUCCUUAGUCUAUAUUCUUUCCAGCCACUUGAUACUAUUUGUGUGCAAUCUAAAAACAGUCUCACCCAAAUGUUUUUUUUCUUUAUUAUAAAACCAUAAUAUAUGUUCUCUGUAGAAAACUGAAAAAAUGCAUAUUCAGAAAGGAAGAAAAUUAAAAUUCUCCAUUAUGUUGCCACUUGGAAAUAACCACUAUUUUGGUUUAUAUCUUGUGUGCAGUUUUGAAAGCUAUUUCCUAACGCUAGUUUGAUACACACUAAAAGUUUGGUUUAAGUUCACAUUCUGCCAGCUUUACGUGACAACUAUUUGUAUUUUUUCAGAGGAGUGAUUAUUGGGCAUUUUCUCAAAAAGCACAUUCUGCCUUUACUCUUUUUCAAAUUCAAAUUUCCUGUUACUAAUUAUCCUAAUACACUGGCCCUUGCUUAAGUGUCUGCCAUUACUGAUUUGUUUGUUCACCCUUAUUAUUUUUUAUGUUGUGGAACUGGACUAAAGGAAUAGAGAGAUGUUAGGCAUAAAAGUCAAAUAGGCAUUUGUGUUUAAUUAUUGACACAAAUAAAAGGUCAGCAUGAUUAUUAUAGGACUGUUUUAAAUUCUUGCUUAUAGUUAAAUGCUAUCUACAGUUUAAAUGUCUUUAAGGAGUUAUUCUAAAUGUAAAGUGGUGGGUUUUUUUGGUAAAGACUACAAUUUUAGUAUAAUGACAUUUGAGUCAAGGAUAUUUUGUAGUAGAUUUCUAGAUGAUCCCCUCUUAAAAUGCACUGUCAUAUUUAGAAUUGUCCACCUAAUUUCUCUAUAUAAUGCUAAGGUUUUUCUUGUACUUUUCAGAUCUCAUGCUAUUUGUAAAAUAUUAAUGUUCAAUGUUGGAUUAUUUUGUUUGGUCUCAGAUGUUUGCUGAGUAGAUAAUGAUAUGGGUAUAUUUCUGCAAAUAUUUAAACUAGGAAUUCAUGCAAAAACGGUUGUAAUUUCUUCUUGGAAAAAGUACCAAGUGUUUGAAAGUUGAAGUUGGAUACUAGGGCUGAUAUUUAGGACUGUUACAAAAUAGGCUUGUUUUCAAAGCACUUAUUUUUUUUCCUAGGCUUUUAACUGCUAACUGACUAGUUUGCUGCUGUUCUUAAUCAUGUUAAAUAACAUAUUUGACAAAUACAUUUAUUUUUCAAGAUGUCUCACUGCUUUCCUCUUGCACAAUGUAUAUACUUCAAUAUGUAUAGAAAGGAAAGCUACAGUUGAGCCCUUAUAAAUGUUUUAAGGUAGGAAUAUGUUCAUUAUUGUUUGAAAAUUGAUUGUACGAAUAACCUCAGUUAAAAAGUGUAACUUGAAAUGUCAGUCCAAACUACUGAUUUAACCCCAUUUACUGUAACACAUUACUUUCCUCCUCUCCUGUUUUGCCCCCCAGAAUGUAAUCAUUUUUCCCCAUUGUGCUGAAAAAUGAAAAGUCUGCUGUAGAAUGCAUCCGAUGUCAUUAACUCUUCAAAUGAAUACCAUUUUACAUAUUACAGAAUAAUUUGAUUUUUGAGUUGUUAGUGAAGAAAUUUAAACCUGCCAUUUAAAAAACCCUUUGUUUCAUGGGAAUCUAACAAAAAUUGUAAUAAUCAGAAUGUUUUCAUUAUAAAUAUCUCAUCCGUUUUGCCAAAAGGAGGAACCGAUUGACUUGUUUGGUAUUUAUUUUCCAUUUUCAAGUAAAUUUUCUAUAUGCAGUUAGAGUACCCAAGGAGACCGGUAAAAACGGUUAUAUAAGUAAAGAAUACCCAAAGAACAUGAAAGAUAUAUGAAAGAAAGGAUUUAAAUCCUGUUUUAAGUGUAUCUAGUGUUUAUUUCUUAUCUCCAGAUAAGUUCAUGUUUAUUGUUUAAUUCAUGCCCAAAUGAAGUUGUAGACUGUUGUUAGGCCCAUUUGAUAAAUGGUUCAACUAUGGCACAGGUCAGUGGCAGGUUUUUCUGCUGUCAAGUGCUCUGUAUUGUCCACCAGAGUAGUACAGCCAUUAAUUCAUACUCCUGUGUUUAAGAUAAUUUUUACAAGAGCUCAGUGUAAGCAGUGCAUUAACAACUUGACAAGAUUUCAUUUUCCUUUUGUAGGGGGAAAGGAUCACCUUAAAAAAUAAAUUAUUUUCAGGGACUUUGGGACCCUAACGAUAAAUAUUACACAUAGUCUAUGAAUAGUUUAGUUCUUUAGAUAUUCCUUAAAGUGUCUGGAAUUCCUCGACAUCACUCCUGGCCACACUUUCCUUGCCUGUGUUGUUGCUGUGUCUACUAGAAAGUAAUAUCUGCGUUCCUUUUAAGAUGUUCUGUAAAUCAUAUUUGUCAUUUAUACAGACUAGUGUUCCUUUUUCCCACAUUCAGUGAAAUGUCACUGAACAGUAAUAGCAAUAGCUAACAACAUCUGCACAGCACCUUACAGUUUGCAAAGAACGUUCACACAUUCUCAUUUUAGUUUUGCAUAGUGAACCUGUUACGAUAUGUCUCUUGACGUCAGUGCUAAAAGUGUUAGAGUCUUUAAAUCACUAGAGUCAUUGAAUAUGCUGUAGUAUUGAACAGAGCUCGACUAGGGGAGGAUUUAGAUGUACUACAUUUCAAGCCAUGUGUAAUUAUCAAAAUGGGGGACUUUAGCCACUGUGAAUCAGAUUUACUUUUGUAAAUGAUGCUUUUCUAACCAUUAUCUGGAUGGAUUUUGUAUUCAUUAUAUCUAGCCUGUAAUUUGUAUAAAUUUGCCAUCUGUUGUCAUUAAAAAAGUGUCCGUAAUGCCA
Molecule: messenger RNA, 4201 nt
Organism: Galeopterus variegatus (Sunda flying lemur)
Lineage: Eukaryota; Metazoa; Chordata; Mammalia; Dermoptera; Cynocephalidae
Gene: VMA21
Product: VMA21 vacuolar H+-ATPase homolog (S. cerevisiae)
Exons: 4
Coding region: 1-465 (154 amino acids)
Biological process (GO): vacuolar proton-transporting V-type ATPase complex assembly
Cellular component (GO): endoplasmic reticulum membrane
Source: RefSeq, a predicted model, not a curated record